Messenger RNA from Musca vetustissima, 2660 nucleotides. RefSeq lists its product as uncharacterized. The transcript is spliced from 4 exons. The record is from RefSeq and is a predicted model, not a curated record. NCBI's taxonomy places the organism in Eukaryota, Metazoa, Arthropoda, Insecta, Diptera, Muscidae. The annotation marks the transcript as partial.
AUCUACCACACUCAAAUGUGAUGAGUAUUAAAUUACAUUCACCACAGGCGGCAACAGAGGUGAACCCAACAACCACCACCACAGCGGUAAAGGUUGUGCCGCCGAUAGCAAAGCCAAGAACCGUUAACAGUAAUGUUGCUAUGGAAACCAAAACCACCACGACGACGACACAACCCCACAAACCAUAUCAAACGAGUCUGCCAACCAAAGACUCCCUAAAAAUUAUCAAAGAAGCUCGUGGUGCCCGUCAGCUGCGCGAUCAUGAACUCUCCUACUUCGGUAUAGCAGCCUCACAACAAAACGAAACGGAAAAAUUAAAAUCGAAAUAUCCUGCCCUCAAUUCGGGUAAUCGAAAUUCUCCCAAACGUUCUUUACCUCUAAGGAGGGUAAGUGAAGAAAUGACGGGAACGAAUGGAAGACGGGCGGAGAAUGAUAGAUCCUCACCGGGCAGGCAAUGGCAAUUGGAACAUGAUAAACCGGAUUUGCUGAAACAUAAUCCACCGGCACCCAAGAGCAAUUCCCAACUAAAACCAGCGGAAAGAAUUUCUCUGAAGAAGAAAGCCGAAUUGGAGGAUGCCGAGGAGGAACAUCUCUAUGAGAAUAUUGCCAAUGAAAUUACCCCGGUGUUUAAAGUCAAAGAGGUGUACGAUCGAAAAUUGGAUUUGCAACGGGAUGCAAUGAUUUUGAGUGAAAUGAAUGAAAGUGCUGAUCAAACUUUAAGGGAACUCUCCGAUGAAUCUUCCCUAAAGGAUCGCAAACGUCGUUCUCUGCAGAGGCGUAACUCCAAGCCACUCGAAACCAUUGACGAAAAAUCGAUUACGGAAAAGAUCUCCGACACGUGUAUAGCGGUUAAGGUGGCCCGAGGCACAUUUGCUUCGGAGGCCCGUAAAACUUCACGCCAUUCGACACCAUCACCUAAUCGCCAAAAUAUUGCCCCAAGGGAACGUACUUCGUCCCAAUCAUCUGUGGAAUGUUGUCCUCGGGCCAGAUCGCGUUCCCUCUCCAGUGAAAAGGAAUAUGAAAACAUAAAAUCCGCAACAAAAUCUUCACGAUCCACGCAAAUGGUUAAACAUAAAAGCCAUAGGCCACAUGAGGAGCGAAGAUCCAGUUCAUUGGACUCACAGCGCUCUUACCAUUCCCAAUAUUCCUCAGGUGAGGAACAACAGCAGAACCAACAGCUUCGCAACAGUUUCCGUCGUGAAGAUCGUUCCCGGGCCAAAACCAAACGUCCCAGCAAUACGUCGUCCUCCACUUCCAAAUCCCAACGCCCUGAUCUGAAAUCAUCCUCCACAAAAUCCUCCUCACACAGUGAGUUCCAACGUUCAUCCAGUACCACACGUUCUUCAACACACAAAGAACGUGCAGAGUGCCACAAGGAGAACACAAAUGGACUUGCCACAUCCCAACAGCAUAGCAAACGUGAUCCCCAUACCCCGGGCGGUUCAUCAUCGCUACAACGUGGUUCCGCCAUUAGUUCCAGCGGUCGUCGUCAUCGUGAUGAAUUACGUGAUUCACAGCGCCUGAAACGUUCAAGCAAUCAAGGGACUUCUUCUUCGUCGCAAGUUAAAUCCUCCUCAGAACGUCAUGAAAAAUCGGAGACGAAUGGAAAACAUUCCUCAUCACGUCUGACACGCGACGAUGAACGCAAUAAUUCCCUGCGUUCUUCGGCACACCGCAUGGAACGCAGUGGCGGCGAAAAAUCGGAGAAAUUAUCAAAAUCAAAAGCUCACUCCAGUCGCUCAACAUCCCAACAACGCCAUGAACAACGCAGCACCACCACCACGACGACGACAGCAACAACGACAUCUACAUCUAAUGGCGUUGACGAAAGGCAUGGCGGCAAGUCUAGCAAAUCAGCCGUGAAAGCCGUGACAACAACCGCCGAAAAUACGACGUACGUAAGCGUAACGAAUUUAGCAAACGAACAAAAACAAGAAACAACAAAAAUUUUAGAAACGAAUAACGAACACGCGAGAGAGGAGAUUAAACAAAUCUCUUCCUCUUCAGCUUCGGCUUCGGCUACUCACACAAUUGCGGGAGAAGAGAAACAAGAAAUUUCAAACGAUACAACGAUGGCUAAUGAAAAAUCCCCUCCCCCUAAACCACCCCGCAAGAAACGUAAACAUUCCCUAAUUCCCAUAGCCAUACCGGCAAAACCUGAACGAGUGCCACCCUUGCCACCAUCUGCCACCUCGCAAAAUUCUCAAUCCCCCUCUCUGGACUCACCCACCUAUGAAUAUAAAUUAAAAUCGAAAAUAAUACCACCCACCUAUUCGAAUCAGAGUACUUUGCGUAAAAGUUCUCUACCACGGCCCAUCAGCCGUUUAGCUUUGCUUAAUAAGUCGCGAAAGCAUUCACAGAAAUCCACCCAUUCCACAUCGUCCUCUUUUGCUUUCCUACCCUAUUUACCGGCCAAGCGGAAUUCCGAUGUCAGUCAUGUCUAUGAUAAUUAUAUGUUAUAUGCCGUACCGGCAGCCAUUAAUACCAAAGCCUAUCAGCAAAAUUUAGUUAAUGAUCAUGCUCAGCUAUUCGGCUCGGCGGGUGCGAAUCGGUAUCAUCAGCAUCAAUAUUAUGGUGGUGGUGGUAAGGGGUUAAGGCGUCGCACGGUACGCAGUACGGUGUCGACGCAUCAACCAUUUGGCAUAUGCACAUGUUCAUAG